Messenger RNA from Danaus plexippus (monarch butterfly), 6632 nucleotides. RefSeq names its product acyl-CoA:lysophosphatidylglycerol acyltransferase 1 (gene PlexA). The record is from RefSeq and is a predicted model, not a curated record. Gene Ontology annotation, biological process: sensory neuron axon guidance; motor neuron axon guidance; semaphorin-plexin signaling pathway involved in axon guidance. NCBI's taxonomy places the organism in Eukaryota, Metazoa, Arthropoda, Insecta, Lepidoptera, Nymphalidae. The transcript has 3 exons. Gene Ontology annotation, molecular function: acyltransferase activity; semaphorin receptor activity; protein binding. Gene Ontology annotation, cellular component: semaphorin receptor complex; endomembrane system. The coding region runs from base 488 to 6184 and encodes 1898 amino acids.
CUAAACUCGUUCGAAAAGCGAAACUGAAAUCAUUCCAUGGCGAUGUACGAAGACUGAUGCUCUUGUCGUGGACUACUUGUGCAAACGGGUUUCUUUGCAUAUAAAACGGAGAACAGCAACUGAAAUUAGUUUUUUUAUAACUAUAAUGUGAAUUUAGUUACUAGUGGUGUUAGUGAUUACGUUUAAUAUCAAGUGAUAAAUACAAAGAAUUUUGUGAAGUGUUUCAAUUGUGUUACCCUGAUCUUGCUACUUAGUCCUGGAUUCACAAGGAUUGUUCUAAUUGAGACAUAAACUUGCAUACAGGUCUUUGCGGAGCACACAGAACGGUCCCCACACUAUGAAAUUGCGCUUCCAUACAUUCAUUUGAUCAAGUAGACAUAGAAAUAGAGAAAUUUUGAAGCCCGUCCGUUUUUAUUCCGUCAUGGCUAUUCUAUGGACGGGUGGGUGCCUCCGUGGGCGACAACGGUAGGCCACAUGCGCCCGCGCCAUGUGGCGCGUGCUGCUGGCCCUCGGGGCCGCGUGCGCCGCCGCGCACGCCUCGCAGGACGUGGUGCGCAAUUUCUCCGACCCUGUAUCUGCACCUACAUCCCUCUUCAAUCACCUCGUCGUCGACCGCAACACGGGCCGAGUCUACGUCGGGGCAGUCAAUUGGAUCUAUCAACUCUCCCCUGAUCUGGAAGUAGCACAGUCGAUUGUCACGGGUCCAGUCAAUGACUCUGCGCAAUGCACUUUCGAUUGCCCACCUAACUUCGUGAAGAAACCGACGGACAACGUGAACAAAGCGCUUGUGAUCGAUUAUGCCACGAGCAGACUUAUAACAUGCGGUUCGGUUCUCCAAGGGUUGUGUUCUGUGCGUAACCUUAACAAUAUUUCUCACGAUGUACGUGAAGUCCGGGAACCAGUUGUGGCGAACAAUGCCAGUGCAUCCACCGUAGCUUUUAUUGCGCCGGGUCCCCCGAACCCUCCGAUGACCCAAGUGAUGUACGUUGGAGUAACGUUUACAGGGAAUUCUCCUUACCGUUCUGAGGUACCUACAGUGAGUAGUCGCUCCUUGGAAGAUGACAGGCUCUUUAUGAUAGCAAGAACAGCCGUUACUACUGGUACCAGAAUGUUUGUCAAUUCUCUUUCACGAGAGCGGUAUCCAAUAAACUAUGUAUAUGGCUUUAGUUCGGAGGGAUUCAGCUACUUUUUGACUACACAAUUGCGUGGAGUAGGGUCGGACACUUACUACAGUAAGUUAGUAAGGGUAUGUCAUGAUGACGAGAACUACUAUUCAUAUACUGAAAUUCCUAUGUCGUGUAUGGGUGAGGGGGGCGGAAACUUCGGCUAUAACCUGGUACAAGCAGCAUUCGUCGGAAAGGCGGGCUCAGUACUAGCUGGCGAACUAGGAAUAACCGCGCAACAUGAUGUUCUCUUUGCAGCCUUUAGCCAAAGUGAAUUGAUAAAUACUCAUACGCCAUCCAAUCUAUCGGCACUUUGCGUUUAUUCUCUGAAAGCCAUUCGACGGAAAUUUAUGCAAAAUAUUAAAACGUGCUUCAGUGGCAACGGCUCUCGUGGCUUAGAUUUUAUAUCACCGUCACACGCCUGUAUUGGAACUAAGCUGCAGUCGAUAAGUGAAGAUUUUUGUGGAUUGGACGUGAACACUCCCCUGGGAGGAGAGCAACCAGUUGAAGCGGUUCCCGUGGCGGUAUUUAAGAAGAGGCUGACAGCGGUGGCAGCCACAGCUACCGGUGAUUACACCGUAGUAUUCGCUGGUACUGCCGAAGGGCAUCUUAAAAAAAUCGUCGUUGAGAGCGCUACCUCUGCAUUCGAAUAUGGAGACAUUGUUGUUGAUGAAAACUCACCAGUGAACAAGGAUCUGUUCUUUGACACCCAGCUGAUGCAUUUAUACGUUAUGACUGAGCGCAAUGUGUACAAAGUAAAAGUUCAAGAGUGCAGUGUUUACAAAUCCUGCCUAACAUGUCUCGGAGCCAAAGACCCUUACUGUGGAUGGUGUUCUCUCGAAAACAAGUGCAGUCUCCGAUCUGAUUGCCAGGAAGCUGCCAAGGAUCCACUGUAUUGGAUAUCUUACCGCAGCGGAAGAUGCACAACUAUAACCCAAGUGACGCCGAAUCAAUUGCAACGAACUACAGCAAGAACUUUAGAUUUACUUAUUGAGAAUUUACCUACUCUUAAUGGACAAUUCUUAUGUGCAUUUACAGCUUUAGAUCGUACUCUCAUAACUAAUGCUACCCGAACGCAUAACGGUGUUAAUUGUACUACACCGCGUACUGAUACUCUGCCAUCAAUUCCAGCCGGUCAGCAUCAUUUUACCGCUAAACUUUCCGUGCGUACUACUCAGGGACCCGAUUUCGUUGCAACGAAUUUUACCUUUUUUGAUUGUAAUACAUAUAGUUCGUGUACUCAAUGUGUUAGUUCGUCUUUUCCAUGUGAUUGGUGUGUUGAUGGUCAUCGCUGUACCCAUGAUACUGCAGAGAAUUGUAGGAAUGAUAUUCUCGUUACGGGCGUUAGUAGAAUAGGUCCCAGUUAUCGUUCAGGUCCAGGAUUUUGUCCCACAAUAAACUCUACAUCCGACGGUACUAAUGAAAUUCUUGUUCCGUCCGGAGUUAAAAGAGCUAUUAAGGUUAAAGUUCAUAUUAUAGGUCAAUUCAUUGUGCAAACAAGAUUCGUAUGUCAAUUCAAUAUUGAAGGUCGUGUUAAUCAUGUCGGAGCCCAACUUCUUGCUGAUACUAUUUAUUGUGAGGCUGUAGAGUUUACUUACACAUCACGCGCGCCGAACAUAACCGCUUCCUUUGCUGUAAUAUGGGGUGGGUCGAAGCCUUUAGAUAAUCCGGAUAACACUCAUAUACUCAUUUAUCGUUGUAAUGAUAUGGCAGAUAAUUGCGGUAUAUGUUUAGCGCUUCCUGAAAAGUUUGGUUGCGGUUGGUGUCAAGGGUCAGACCGUUGUGAAGUUCAAGAACAAUGCGGUGCCCCUAGCGUUUGGUUAAAUCGUACCCAGACAUGCCCUAAUCCAGAAAUUCAUUCAUUCCGACCUCAAUUAGGCCCAUGGGACGGUGGAACUAAUAUUACUAUUGAAGGUAUAAAUUUAGGUAGAAAUAUAUCCGAUAUUUAUAAUGGUGUUACUAUAGCAGGCAUUAAAUGUCAGCCUAUCAUUGAGUUAUAUGUGAAAACUAGGCGUAUUGUAUGUACCGUAGACGGACCGGGUGAGGAAGUUCCUAGGGACGGGCCGGUCGUCGUUAGAGUCGCAGAUUACCGCGGCGAAUCAAAACAUCAUUAUGCAUUUGUUAAUCCGAAGAUUAAUUCAAUUCAUCCUAAACAUGGGCCACAAUCUGGCGGAACGAAGUUACGUAUAACAGGCGAAAAUCUAAAUGCGGGAAGUAAUAUUCAGGCAUUCAUAGAUGAUUUACCAUGCGCCAUUUUAUCGGUAUCACAUGAGGAAGCCGUCUGUAGAACUAGCCAUUCCUAUCAGCUUAAAAUGGGUACGUUACGGAUGCGUUUCGAUAACGGGAUGCGUACUUUGGAACGGGAAAAGUUCGAAUAUGUUGAAGAUCCUGUUGUGAUUUCAGUAGAAUCUGGUCCACCAUUGGCAACACAACGAAAACAACCCAAAGGCAUUCCGUCUGGCGGGAUAAACAUCAAAGUAAUGGGGCGUAAUUUUCAUUCCAUUCAGUUCCCACAAAUAUAUGUGUAUCACGAUAAUAGACCGUACAUAGCCCCUUGUAUUAUAGUCGAAUAUCAAACCCAUCUCAUAUGUGAAUCUCCCGGCAUCGAAAGCGCUGGCCUGAAUCUAGACCCCGAUAGGCCUUUAGAGUUAGAAUACGGUUUUAAUAUGGAUGAUGUACAAAGUGUACAGAAUCGAACGACCAAGACGGGUGAAGCUUUCCUUCUUUAUCCGGAUCCCAUUUAUGAUAGGUUUGACGAGGAUGUGAAAUAUUACAAGGGUGAAUAUUUAACUAUUAAUGGUCAGAACUUAGAUAGGGCCUGUACAGAAAGCGAUGUAGAAGUACAUAUAGGCGACAGUUUGUGUAACAUUACUUCUCUUGGUAGGCAUCAAUUAACUUGUAAGCCGCCGUCUCGCGACGAGUUGCCAGAUGGGGUCGAGAGCCCAGAAGUAGUUGUUAAGGUUGGUCGUGCGCUUACUUAUAAGAUUGGUAAAUUAUCUUAUUCUUCGCAGGCUGGCCUGCAGGCUGCUAUAGGAAAGCCAGUAUUAUUCGGUGUUAUAGCGGGUAUAAUUAUAAUUAUACUUGUAUUUGUCGUGUUUCUAGUUAUGUAUAGGAGAAAAUCCACUGAAAAUAUUAGAGUAUUAAAAAAUAUGCAAGAGCAAAUGGAUAUUUUAGAGUUAAGGGUAGCAGCGGAAUGUAAAGAGGCAUUCGCCGAGCUGCAGACUGAAAUGACCGAUUUGACGGGUGACGUUACUGGCGGUAUACCGUUCCUUGAUUAUCGUACAUACGCUAUGAAGAUAUUGUUCCCCAAUAUUGACGAUCACGCCGUACUGCAAUGGGAACGUCCAGAGCUUAUUAGGAAAGAAAAAGGUCUCAGAUUGUUUGGCCAGCUUAUCAUGAAUAAAACAUUCCUCCUCUUAUUUAUUCGUACUUUAGAAAGCAAUAGAUAUUUUUCGAUGCGUGACCGUGUUAAUGUAGCUUCUCUCAUAAUGGUAACAUUACAAAGUAAAAUGGAAUAUUGUACUGACGUCUUGAAAACUCUUUUGGCUGAGUUAAUCGAAAAGUGCAUGGAAAGCCGAAAUCACCCUAAGCUGUUACUCAGGCGUACUGAAAGCGUCGCCGAGAAAAUGCUUAGCGCCUGGUUUACGUUCCUCUUAUAUAAAUUUUUACGUGAAUGUGCAGGCGAACCGCUGUACCUUUUAUUUAGGUCGAUGAAAGGUCAAGUUGACAAAGGGCCAGUGGACGUUAUAACCUCGGAAGCGCGAUACUCUCUCAGCGAAGAGAAACUAAUUAGACAGUCCAUUGAUUUUAAACCGAUGACCGUUAGUGUUUCUAUAUCCCAACAGACCAUCUUCGUUAGCGGUUUAGAGGCUACAACGGAAAACGUGCAAGUCAAGGUCCUCGACUGUGAUACGAUUAGCCAAGUCAAGGAAAAAUGCUUAGACGCUAUUUAUCGCGCCACACCGUAUUCACAAAGACCGAGUCGUGACGAGUUAGAUCUGGAAUGGCGUACGGGCGCUUGCGGUCGUUUGAUUCUAUACGAUGAAGACAGUACCACUAAAUGCGAAAGUGAGUGGCGCAAACUAAAUACACUAAAUCAUUAUCGCGUUCCAGACGGAGCUUGUUUCAGUCUAGUUGCUAAACAAAGCUCGGUUUAUAAUUUGUCUAAUAUGGAAAAGAAUGACAAGUCUCAUACAUACGAAACUCUUAAUAGGGGAAAAUAUGGUUCCGCUAGUCCACCGGCUAGCCCGCUUAAGUACGAACACGGAGGCGGUUUUAAAUAUUGGCACCUCGUUAGGCACCACGACGGUGACGCGCACAAAGAGGGAGAGCGUGGAAAUAAAAUGGUAUCCGAGAUUUAUCUGACGCGUCUUCUGGCCACUAAGGGCACUUUGCAAAAGUUUGUCGAUGAUUUAUUCGAGACCAUCUUCAGCACCGCUCACCGCGGGUCAGCUUUGCCUCUCGCCAUUAAAUACAUGUUCGACUUCCUCGAUGACCAGGCACUCCAACACGCCAUUUCGGAUCCCGAAGUGGUCCACACCUGGAAAAGCAAUUCUCUUCCUCUCCGCUUCUGGGUGAACCUAAUUAAGAAUCCUAAUUUCGUUUUUGAUAUUUACAAAUCGAAUACUGUCGAUUCAUGCUUGUCGGUUAUCGCGCAGACCUUCAUGGACUCCUGCUCGACUUCCGAUCAAAUUCUUGGCAAAGAUUCACCUUCCUCUAAGCUUCUUUACGCUAAAGAUAUUCCAGUGUAUAAGGAAUGGGUAGAACGCUACUAUGCGGAUAUAAAAUUGAUGCCGGCAAUCUCCGAUCAAGAUAUGAACGCCAUGUUAGCAGAAGAAUCGCGUCUUCACACCAAGGAGUUCAAUACGAACUGUGCAUUGAACGAAUUGUAUGCGUACGCGGUGAAGUACAACGAACAGCUUAUGGUGACUCUCGAGGAGGACGAGUUCUCGCAGAAGCAGCGGCUCGCGUACCGCCUCGAGCAAGUCCACGGCCUGAUGGCGCACGAUUAUAACGUUUAAGCGAUCAGUGCGAGGCUCGUACCCCACCGCCCUGUAUAUACUGCCCCCGCACAUAUCUAUGCUGGCAGCAUUGUAUAUAUUAGAUAGUGUACAGUCUUUAAUAUUGUAAUUUUUGUAUAAUUUCAGCGGUCCGAUGUCGUUUUUUAAUUUUAUAUAUGAACUUUGUAUUGUUUUUACACGACGAAUCCGACUGGCCGCGGUCGUGCCACAGUAUGCAUCGUAAACUAAAUUGUGUAUGUCUGUCUAUGUGUGCUCGCGUCGUACGAGUUAAUGUUACGUCGAUCGGUGUAAAAUGUGUGUCGCAAAAAUAAAAUCGCAUGUAAGCUCGCCGGCGAGAGGCAUAUCGCUCGCCGACGGGCAAUUUUUAAAUUUGUACUCGCAAUCUACUUAACGAAAUAACCGUCAGUGAUCCGGUGAACGAUUCCAUUAAUAAAUAUCGUCGAAUGUA